UAGCAGGUCGAUAAGGAUUGUGUCAGCUAUAUACCUAGCACACCCAAAUUAUAUUAAAAUCCUUCCCAACAUACCACACGAAUAAUAAAUAAACCAGCUCCUCGGCUUUCAGCCACCCCAGAUUUACCUUGGAUAUCUCUCGGUCACAUAUCAGAAUUAUCAAGAUGCUGUUCAACUUGAUAUCGGCCAUGACGGCAUUCUCAUUAUUAGGAGCCUUCGUUAACGCAUCUCCCAUCCUCUGUCCCGACUCUAAACGAGAUUUAAUUCUUCGAGGAACAAUGGCGGCCGAAGAAUGCUGUAGUUAUGGAGUCUGCAAGAACACAGUCGUUGUCGCGAUGGGACCAGCGGAAGAAAGCAAAAGCUCAGCGAUCAUGUACAACACGCGAUGAUCAAACGAGAUUAGUGCCUUUCCUAUAAGGAGCACUAUUCACGAUCCUCUUCAUUAUCUCAGCACCAGCAUAAUCAGCAUCAUAUCGGCGUUUCUUCCAUGGGUCUAGCAUAUUGUCAUGGGCAACU
Molecule: messenger RNA, 516 nt
Organism: Annulohypoxylon maeteangense
Lineage: Eukaryota; Fungi; Ascomycota; Sordariomycetes; Xylariales; Hypoxylaceae
Exons: 2
Coding region: 165-389 (74 amino acids)
Source: RefSeq, a predicted model, not a curated record